Molecule: messenger RNA, 833 nt
Organism: Saccostrea cuccullata (small rock oyster)
Lineage: Eukaryota; Metazoa; Mollusca; Bivalvia; Ostreida; Ostreidae
Exons: 4
Coding region: 54-677 (207 amino acids)
Source: RefSeq, a predicted model, not a curated record
GAUACUAGGUAUCUGUUCUAUGCCAAGGGCAUAGGAUAGAAUUUGUUAGGAAAAUGCCUGGAUAUGGUUUGCAGGGUUUUCCUCCUGAAUUUAAGAAAAAAUAUCGGCGAGAAAUAUUAGAAGAGCCUACAGAAUGGGACAAAGUUACGAAAUAUCAUUUGUUCUUUGGUGACAUUAGAAAUAAUACAACCAAAAAGAUGUACAUUCUUGGCAAAGCCGGAUUUAUAUAUGGGGUGUAUUUCUCAUUGGCGGACUGCUACAUUUUACCUCACCCCAAAAAUCCAGGAUCUCGUACUGCACGCUAUUUUGCACAACUGGUGGCAAGAAAUGUACCUUUGGGAAUGUUCUCUACAUUAUUCUUUGGGGCGUCUUGGUAUGCCUGGAACACAUACUUUGACAGAGAUAACUUAUAUGGGGUGUUUUUUGCUGCCAACGCCACCUGGGCUGUAGUUAAAGGCCCUAUCUUGAAGAAAUACAAAAAGAUGCACAUCUUCUGGCCAAUGGCUUUUAUACUGGGACUCAUUCACGUCAGUGGUUAUGAGAGAAUGGUUAUGAAGUGGCCAAAUCCUGGUACAGCCGUGCAUUUCUGCAACCCAAGACAUUAUGAAAAAGAUCUUUUUGGGAAUCCGAUUAGACCAAUGCCAGGAGUUUCCUAUGAUAUUGACGAGUCAGACUAAAACAGAUUUGAGGAUGUAAUUUCAUCAAAGACAAUAAUGCAUGUAGUAUGAACUUUCAAGCUAUGUUUUUUUUUUUUUUUUGGCUAUUAUCUCGUUUGAAUGUACAUACAUUUUAUAUUUACCAGAGGUUGCGAAAUUAAAUGAGUAACAUAUUAA